AUGGCAUCCAACACCUACUUCGUCAACAUCGCUCAAUAUGAACACCCCAACAUGCCCGGCCCAAGGCAUUGGUCCAUUAUCUUCAUGGAGUCCAACGACAAAAUGACUCCAGGUACAGUUUACGAGGUCAUCGGUUCUCCCAGGAGAUACGAUAUCAACGGCCCUGAGCAGGUCGUCCCGGGCAAAGCCAAGACAUUCAAGGGAAUGGAAACUCUCGGUACAAUUCCUGCUUCCCAGCUAAACCAAGUAGAAGAACUCCUCUUGAAUACGUCCCUUGAGCAGAAAAAUCGGAACUGGCAUUGCCAGCACUGGGUUAUUGCGGCGCUUGAUAAGCUGAGGGAGGCUGGGUUUGAUAUUACUCCCAUUACCCAUGAUGGCCUUCUCGCUCGUUUCAAUGCCAAUGCCGAGAACAAGUAA
Messenger RNA from Coprinopsis cinerea okayama7#130, 417 nucleotides. RefSeq lists its product as hypothetical. The record is from RefSeq and is a predicted model, not a curated record. Bases 1 to 417 code for a protein of 138 amino acids. Lineage: Eukaryota; Fungi; Basidiomycota; Agaricomycetes; Agaricales; Psathyrellaceae. The transcript has a single exon.